AUGAGCACAGGGGAACUGGGAACCCCAGCCUCCUGGGUGGACCAUGUGGCUUUCAGGGGAGGUGUGGAGAGCCAUGUGGGACCAGGGCUAGGAAAGGUUGUUCUAGAUGAGGGGGCAGCGUGUGUGGAGCAAACAGAGCAUGUGGGAGAAGGGCUUGCUCGGGAGGGCAGCAGUGCCGUGGGGCUGGACCCUGACAGGAAGUACAUCGUGUCCUGUAAGCAGGCGGAGAUGCCCCUGUCUGUCCCCUGGGAUCCUAGCAACCAGGUGUGCCUGAGCUACAACAACGUCUCCUCCCUGAAGAUGCUCGUGGCCAAGGACGACUGGGUGCUGUCCUCCGAGAGCAGCCAGGUCCUCCUGUACACUCUAGAGGAGGAAAAGUUCCUCUCCUUCCACAUGGAGAUGCUGGUGCACGUGGACACAGUCCAGGCCUUCCUGCUGCUCUCUGACCUACGCCGGAGGCCCGAGUGGGACAAGCACUGCCGGUGA
Rangifer tarandus platyrhynchus (Svalbard reindeer) is the source of this 486-nucleotide messenger RNA. Lineage: Eukaryota; Metazoa; Chordata; Mammalia; Artiodactyla; Cervidae. The record is from the annotation of a GenBank genome assembly.